UAUAAUCAGCGACUAUAAUGUGCGCCUUGUGACAGUGCUCUACCUGCAGCAACAAUAAAAAGUCUUACAUAAGCGAGGAAAAACCAAUAAUUUUUAUUGGUCAAAUCAUCAUCUAGAAAAGAAAAAGUCGAAGUCGUAGAAGUGCCAAAACAUUUGGUCGCCACAUAACUAGAAUGUCAAAUAUCUGACAGCGUGCGACACACACAGACACACACAAAGCUUAAGUUGAGCCACCGAAUUCAACAGCAGAGAGCGAGACAUAGAGACUCUCGCAAUUAACAGUUAAUUUUCACGCAAAGGCUUUAAAACACAAGCUCGUUAGAAUGUUUGCAUCAAUCUGACAGCGGUUUAAACAAACCAAAACAAAAACUAGCAGAAGGAUAACUAAAUCCAGUCCAGCCAAAACGUUCCACAAGCACUGUGCGAAGGGAACGAUCGAGAAAAGUUGGAGGAAUCGAGAUAACAACGUUUUUUUGUGCAAUUCCCCCUCAAAUUGAAAUUUUGUGCAACCGAACGAGAAAGAACUUAGCGAUAAAUGGAGAAAUCUGAAAUACGACUGCAACGCAUGUCUAAUGAAUAUCAAUCGCAAUCGAGCUAUAUGUAUUUGCGAAACAAAAUGCUGUUAAAAAUUGAAAACACCCUACUACGUAGCCAUCGUCAGCGUGAGACCACCGGGAUCAAGAAACUGUAUAAUUCAUUUUUCGUACUGUUUUAAUUGCAUUCAAACGUCCCCUCCAACGUUCGAAGAACGCACAACGAAUUUUAUUUUUAUCAAUUCAAACUUACAAAACAAAAGUUGUUAAAACAAUAUCAAAAAAAAGUGAAAAAUAUCUAACUAGAUAUUAUUUGGUUGUUAGUUGUACAAAAAAUCCAAGUGCUGUGCUAAAAAAAAAAA
Drosophila navojoa is the source of this 895-nucleotide messenger RNA. RefSeq lists its product as uncharacterized. The record is from RefSeq and is a predicted model, not a curated record. NCBI's taxonomy places the organism in Eukaryota, Metazoa, Arthropoda, Insecta, Diptera, Drosophilidae.